Molecule: messenger RNA, 1731 nt
Organism: Drosophila kikkawai
Lineage: Eukaryota; Metazoa; Arthropoda; Insecta; Diptera; Drosophilidae
Product: tether containing UBX domain for GLUT4
Biological process (GO): intracellular protein transport; glucose homeostasis
Cellular component (GO): vesicle membrane; cytoplasm; nucleus
Molecular function (GO): protein binding
Source: RefSeq, a predicted model, not a curated record
AGCAAGUCACGUCGCGCAAUCGAUGUAAACAAAUAAUCGAGCACUAUAAACAACAACUCCCACAAUACAAUUACAAUCCCAUCCCGGCCGGCGUUAUUGAUAAUCAAACGAAGCAUUUCCUCACACGUCAAUAAAGGAUGGAUAAGCGUGUCACAGUCCUGCUGCCCAACGCCCGGCGGCAGAAUGUGAGCGUUACGGCGAACAUGACGCUGCUGGAGAUCCUGGAGACGGCCUGCGCCAAGCACGGCUACGACAGCGACGAGCACUGCCUGAAGUUCCAUAACAAGGUGGUCAGUCUGACGCAGCAGUUCCGCUUCAGCGGCCUGCCCAACAACUGUGUCCUGGAGAUGGAGCCCACGGAGAAGCGGCGCGUGCUGAGCAGCGUCGUCGUCUGUGUCCAACUGAGCGACGGAUCCCGGGAGCAGGGCGACUUCUCUCCCAACGACACCGUGUGGCAGGUGGUCCAGAAGCUGUGCGAGACCCAGGUGCUGGGCUACGAGAGUCCCAUCAUUGUCUACAUGCGCAGUGAGGUCAUUGGCCAGGAGAAGAUGCAGGAGACGACCCUCAAGUCACUGGGCAUCCUGGAGGGACGCGCCAUGAUGCGCCUUAUUGACAAGAAGCCGGAGGAGCUAAAGACGCAGGCCAAUGUAUACAAGCCGCCGGAGGUGAAGCCCAAGUCCAGGGCCGAUGACGACGACCAGCCGAGCACCUCGCGCUCGGCCAUGGCGGCUGGUGGCCACGGAGGCGGCGGUUUUUCCCUAACCAGCAACAUGAUCAAGAGCCUGAAGCGCACUGCACCCGAUGAACAAGCCACCGCUGCGAACGACAAGGCUGAGCCCUCCGGAAAAGCCGAGACGGAAAAGGAGCCAGAGCCGCAGGCUGCUCCAAAAUACGACUGGGGAAGUGGAUCCGGCUACUCCCUUGCCCACCGACAGCAGCGGCAAAAUCAGCUGGAAAGCAACGAGGGCGAGGACAAUCCCGGCCGACCACCGCCGGUGGUUAAUGUGAUUGGGCCCCGCCAGGCGGUGCUCUUCUCCCUGGACGAGACCAAGAAACAAGCGGACGAUCUGCCGGACUCAUUUUUCGACCUGACCGUGAAUGACCUUAAGAUGGUGCUGCGCGACUUGAAGCGCACUUCUACCGGGGACGACGACGCCCCGUUGCUGACGGCCAAGCUAAGGGAGCUGGAGCGCCAGAAGACCAUGCUGGCGAAGCUGAAUCAGUACAAGGACUGCGUGCUGCGCAUCCAGUUCCCCGAUCGCUUCGUCCUCCAAGGCAUCUUCAAGCCCCACGAACAGCUGGCCAAAGUGGAGGAGUUUGUGCGCCAGUUCUUGGCCCAGCCCGGCGAGCAAUUCCACCUCUUCACCAUCCCACCGAAAAAGGUGCUGCCGUCCAGUGAGACGCUCCUCGAGCUGAACUUCGUGCCCAAUGCCAUUGUCCACUUCGGUUUUCUCAAGGACGGCCUCAACGCGAUAAACAAUCGCUUCGUACAGGAGCAAUACAUGGGGCAGCUGACCUCGGAGGAGGGGGCGCACUACGCGGUGCAGAAGUACCGCCUGACCCGGGCGGCAUCCCCGGAGGCCAAUAGGUAAUAGGGAGAUAAGUGGCUUUAAGCGAACAGUUGCGUGAUAUUUAAUAUGAAUCCGGUUUAUUUCUAUAAAUUUGUACAACUUUGUGAUAACUUUGCCCAUAAAAUUAUCAAAUUAAAUGGUUAGCUGGAGGACUUGCAAA